Molecule: messenger RNA, 1124 nt
Organism: Bombyx mandarina (wild silkworm)
Lineage: Eukaryota; Metazoa; Arthropoda; Insecta; Lepidoptera; Bombycidae
Biological process (GO): regulation of transcription by RNA polymerase II
Cellular component (GO): nucleus
Molecular function (GO): RNA polymerase II transcription regulatory region sequence-specific DNA binding; DNA-binding transcription factor activity, RNA polymerase II-specific
Source: RefSeq, a predicted model, not a curated record
AGAAUUUUAGGACAAUGCCACGGUGUUUUCUGAACUCAGUGAGACCAUUGAGGGACAGUUUCACGGACGAAUGCACUGAAUUAUCGAACGAACAAUCAACACCAAGAACUGUACCGAAAAAUCUAAAACAGAAAACCAUAUUAAAACCUAGCGAAACGGUGUGCCACGAUAAAGUACCGAUACCGACCCGUUUCCACCUGCAACUCCUCAAGAAGAGCCAGUUCGUCGAUAGCUUCAUCGCGAACGAGAGCUAUGAAUACGCUCCUGACGUCGAGAAGGUGAAAUCUCCGAAGAGAGGUCCAGUUAAAAAGAGAUACAACUUGAGGUCUUCGGAGUCGACCAGGAAAAACUACGAUAUACGUGGAAAACGGAGAAAGAGAGGGAAGAAAACGCAGCCGGAACAAAUUAAGCCGGAUUUGGAGCGACAACCAGAUGUCCUCACCACCGAAGUCCUUUUGCCUGACCCCUCAAGAAAAACCAGCGGGUACCAGUCAAAGCCAAGACCUGGUGCGGAGAUAGACAAGAUAGCUGAAAAGCUGAAGAGCCUCCUCAAGAAAUCUGUCGAAGAAAGGCUCGAUCGAGAGCUCUUGACUUGUACCGAAUCAUUCGAUGUCAUUGACAUCAGCGACGACGCCAAGGAGAAUGAUCCAGUACAUCCGGAGGGGCGCCGUCAACGCGUCAUGCACAAAUGCAAGUACUGCGGGAAAGGCUUCGACAGACCCUGGGUGCUGAAGGGUCACCUGCGUCUCCACACCGGGGAGAGACCCUUCCCGUGCCCCCAUCCGCUCUGCGGCCGGAGUUUUGCUGAUCGUUCGAACCUCCGCGCCCACCAGCGCACCCGCGGUCACCACUCGUGGCAGUGGCGCUGUUCGGAGUGUGGGAAAGCUUUCAGCCAGAGCCGCUACCUCGAGCGCCACCGAGAGGACGCUUGCCAAAAAUAUAAGCAACACUCAAGAAAUACAGUAAAAGACAGCAUCGAUCAAAACUCAUUCCAGAUUCCUGUGCCUCUGUUUGGAAUUAUUCGUCCCAGUAUAUCGAAUGUAUUGCUUUCGACCAAAGUCGAUUUGGCGGACGACGAACCGAUUGAUCUGUCUUGCAAGAGAAACGAAACAAUCUGGGACUAA